AUGGCUGCCAUGAGUGCUCUCGCGCGCAGGUCUUGUUUCGGGGCAAUCCAGGACUUUUACCCACUUGCCGCUGCUCAUGGUUUAACUACACUUGAAAGGACCUGUGGCGUUUGUAGAACAAAGGAAGAAUGUGUUGAAAUGCUAAAGAAAGGCCAUUUGAUAAGCAUUGCACCAGGUGGACUUCGAGAACAAAACUAUGGAGAUAACACUUACAGACUAGUCUGGGGGAAGCGUAAAGGCUUUGCUCAAGUAGCCAUAGAUGCAAAAGUGCCAAUCAUACCUAUGUUUACACAAAACAUUCAGGAAGGAUACAGAUCAUAUGGAAAUAUUUGGCCAAUGAGAUGGCUUUAUGAACGAACACGAAUUUUAUUCUUUCCAUCAUAUGGGUUCAUUCCUGUCAAGCUUCGGACCUAUAUUGGAGAACCCAUUCUUUAUGAUCCAAGUAUAACCGCUGAAGAACUGGCUGAAAAAACAAAAAUGGCAAUAGAAGCUUUACGGGACAAACAUCAGAAAAUACCAGGAAACAUAGGAAGAGCUCUUUGGGAGCGCUUUGAGAAGCACCACAAAGAUAUAUAAUAGCUGGGCUCUGAGAAGUGGCAGGAGAGGGAGCUGCUGCUG
Molecule: messenger RNA, 618 nt
Organism: Gekko japonicus
Lineage: Eukaryota; Metazoa; Chordata; Lepidosauria; Squamata; Gekkonidae
Product: transmembrane protein 68-like
Exons: 6
Coding region: 1-576 (191 amino acids)
Cellular component (GO): membrane
Molecular function (GO): acyltransferase activity
Source: RefSeq, a predicted model, not a curated record